Messenger RNA from Pan troglodytes (chimpanzee), 1456 nucleotides. Its product is annotated as protein FAM90A15. Lineage: Eukaryota; Metazoa; Chordata; Mammalia; Primates; Hominidae. The transcript has 4 exons. Bases 62 to 1456 code for a protein of 464 amino acids. The record is from RefSeq and is a predicted model, not a curated record.
UUCAGGUGACCCAACUGUCCACCCCUGAAAAAGGCGGUCAUAAAACCCCCAGGCGACGAAGAUGAUGGCACGUCGGGACCCCAAAUCUUGGGCCAAGAGACUGGUGAGAGCCCAGACCCUCCAGAAGCAGCGGAGGGCCCCAGUUGGGCCAAGGGCUCCCCCGCCCGAUGAAGAAGAUCCCAGGCUCAAGUGCAAAAACUGCGGGGCCUUUGGCCACACGGCCAGAAGUACCAGGUGCCCCAUGAAGUGCUGGAAGGCAGCCCUGGUUCCAGCGACCUUGGGGAAAAAGGAAGGGAAGGAAAACCUGAAACCAUGGAAGCCCCAGGUUGAAGCCAACCCGGGGCCCUUGAACAAGGAUAAGGGAGAGAAGGAAGAGAGACCAAGGCAACAAGACCCGCAGAGGAAGGCUCUCCUCCACAUAUUUUCUGGGAAACCUCCAGAGAAGCCGCUGCCGAAUCGAAAAGGAUCCACGGAAUCUUCUGAUUAUCUGAGGGUUGCAAGCGGGCCAAUGCCGGUCCACACAACCAGUAAGAGGCCGCGCCUGGGCCCUGUCCUCGCUGAUCGCUCAGCUACCGAAACGUCUGACAGGGGCUCCGUCUUGGCUUCGCCGUCUCCCCUCAGAAAAGCCAGUCUGAGCUCCUCCUCAAGUCUUGGACCAAAGGAAAGACAGACAGGGGCUGCGGCCGACAUCCCUCAGCCUGCAGUCAGGCAGCAGGGCCCCGAGCCUCUCCUCGUGGUGAAGCCGACACACAGCAGCCCUGAGGGUGGCUGCCGAGAAGUUCCCCAGGCUGCCUCCAAAACCCACGGCCUGCUCCAGGCCAUCAGACCCCAGGCACAGGACAAACGUCCUGCGGUGACCUCACAGCCCUGCCCGCCAGCCGCCACACACAGCUUGGGCCUAGGCUCCAAUCUCAGCUUCGGGCCAGGAGCCAAGAGACCUGCCCAGGCUCGGAUUCAGGCUUGCCUGAACUUCCCCAAGAAACCGAGACUGGGUCCCUUCCAGAUCCCCGAAAGCGCCAUCCAGGGAGGUGAGCUGGGGGCCCCGGAGAAUCUCCAACCUCCGCCAGCCGCAACCGAACUUGGACCAAGUACGUCGCCCCAGAUGGGCAGGAGGACACCCGCCCAGGUGCCCAGCGUCGACCGGCAGCCUCCGCACAGCAGACCUUGCCUGCCUACUGCCCAGGCCUGCACCAUGUCCCAUCACCCAGCGGCCAGCCAUGAUGGGGCCCAGCCUCUCACAGUGCUCUUCCGGAGACUGGAAAACGGACGCUGGAGCUCCAGCCUCCUGGCGGCCCCCUCAUUUCACUCUCCUGAGAAGCCGGGAGCCUUCCUCGCUCAGAGCCCUCAUGUGUCAGAGAAGUCUGAGGGUCCCCGUGUUCGUGUCCCACCGAGCGUCCUCUAUGAGGACCUUCAGGUUUCCUCCUCCUCAGAGGACAGCGAUUCUGACCUGGAGUGA